AUGGUUUCUGAGUGUUAGACCAACCGCAACGGAGGUCCGUGGCCCAAAUCCUUAGCAUUUUUACAAUAAAAAAAUUGUGAAUUGGGCUCAGCUUUAGACGGAUCGGUACGGAUCAGUCCGUAAAUAAGGCUUCGAAGGAUCAAGUCCUUACUGCACGUGGCGUCUGAUGGUUGGCCCGGCGAUAUGUUGUGUUGGGUUAUGUCGAGAAAAAAAAACAUUCGCGACCGAAGGUUAGAAAAAAAAAUCAGAGCUCUCGACGAAAGGCGAUUUCUCUCCAUCUUCGAUUUCUCUCCAUCGUCGAUCUUCAAAGGCCAACGAACAUGGGACAAGACUAUAGCUACACGCAGCCUUCAUCAGAGGAGUUCGACAUCAACUCUUUACUUGAAGCAGAAGCUGCUCUCUACGGGGAUGAAGCUCAGAGUAGCUACAUAAUUGCAGAGGCGGAUCAGUACCCACCAGAACCUGAGGCUGAUGAAGGAAUACCGAGGACAUGCUAUUGCGGUAGUGAGGUUGUUGUUGAAACCUCGUACACUCGUAAAGAUCCAGGAAGGAGGUACUUCUCCUGCAACAACGUUGACGAUGGAGACUCCCACAUCUGGAAAUGGUGGGAUGUGGCGAUUCAAGAAGAGCUUCGUGAAACGCAGACACAACUUAGGAUGGUGAAGGAUCAAUUCUUUGAGAGUGACCAGAAGGUGGCUAAGCUUGACAAGAUCGUGGGUGUGUUAACUAAGAAGACAUCAGUGAUUAACUAUGGUUUGGCAAAGGGAGUUAGUGUACUGGUGUUAGUGAUACUGGUCAUCGUUAUGGGCUGGUAAGUUUCAUACCUUAUUUAGAUAAUUAAUUUGAUUUAAAAUUUGAAAUUUUAACUGUUUUAUCUUAUGUCAUUCAAGGAAGAGCUUCGGAGGUUUUAAACAUCAGUGUCAGAACUCGAGAAGGGGUUGGCAGGUAACUUGUUUCACGCUUACUUACUAGUUUCAGUAAUAAAAAAAAACUUAUCUCUUCAUGCUUUAAUUGUUUUUAAUGCUAGAUUUGAUAGAAUCGUACUUGUUAGGUUUAAGUGUAGCUAGUGUAGAACUUAUUAGUAUGAUUAGAGUGGUGGUAAAUGCUUGUUUGCUUUCUAUCUGCCUAACAACUCCGAAACUAAAUGCGAACUUACUUUCUAUUGGUUACUUAAGGGUUUGUGUUGCUAUUAGAGUAACAGAAACCUAUAAUCUAAACAUGAAUACCACAACUGGCUUUGUUAAUCUAAUGUAUAGUCAAUCUUCAGUUGAUCUUGAGUCACCCGAACCAGCUUGGUUCGGGUCCCAAGGUCCUGAUGAGUUUGUUUUCCACCCUGGUGUCGAGUCUUCUUUCCAACCUGCUGUCCAGUCUCCUGUGCAGCCUACUGUCGAGUCUGCUAACAAAGAGAGGAGGAAAUGGUCUCCUAAUGAGGAUAAAAUCCUCAUUGGUGCUUGGCUUAACACCAGCAAAGACCCCGUUGUCAGCUGUGACCAGAAAGCUGAACGUUUCUGGAAGAGAAUUGUUGACUACUACAACGCAAGCCCUCAACUGGUUGGGACAGUACCUAGAGAGCUUGGUCCAGCAAAGCAGCGGUGGGCUAGGAUUAACAAGCAGGUCUGUAAGUUCGUUGGAUGCUAUGAGGCGGCGUUGAGGGGGCAGAGAAGUGGUCAGAAUGAAGACGAUGUGAUGAAAGCUGCCCUCGACUCAUUCUUCAACAUUUAUGAGCACAAGUUCAGCCUCGAACAUGCGUGGAGGGAGCUGAGGCAUGACCAGAAAUGGUGCACCACCUAUAUGGUUAAAGAUGGUGGGAAGGAGAAGCACAAACCAGUGGUGGACGUUGAUACAGAAGAUGAUGUUGCCGAACCUGAAAGCAGACCAGUUGGUGUGAAAGCUGCUAAAGCAGCUGGUAAGAGGAAGAAGAGUGGCAAGGAAGAAGAGAUGUCACAGCUUCAGUCCAUCAUGGAAAUGAAAGAAAAGCUCUCUAAACAAAAGAUUCUAGAACGUUUACUUGCCAAAAAAGAUCCUCUCUCCGAGAUGGAAGAAUCUCUUAAACUGAAACUCAUGACUGAGAUGUUAUGAUGAUAUUUAAGGUAUUAGGUUAGUUACAUGUAGUUAGAUGUAGUUUCUAUUUGUAUCACAUGUUGUAAUACUUUAUUUAUUUGCUACUCACGGGUUCUGAAAGUGUCUUUUAUUUUCUUUCAGGUGUAGCUGUUCGACAUGUGAACCUAGUCACGGGUUCUGAAAGUGUUUUGUCGGUUGGCUGAAGUGAAUCCAAGUCACGGGUAGUUCUAAGAAAUGUACUAUAAGUUUCCCUUCUAUCAUGUCUUUAGGUAGCUAUCUCUUUUGCUUAGUUUCCACCAGUCGGAGUUGUAAUCUCUUUUGCUGUAACUCGGAAGUUGCGGAUGCUCUUAUUAUCUCCAGCAACUUGUAAUCAACUACUACUGCUUCUCUAAAUUCGGUAACUUGUAAUGAAAUCCUCAUGCUUCUCUUA
Molecule: messenger RNA, 2491 nt
Organism: Brassica napus (rape)
Lineage: Eukaryota; Viridiplantae; Streptophyta; Magnoliopsida; Brassicales; Brassicaceae
Product: glutathione S-transferase T3-like
Exons: 2
Coding region: 1021-2079 (352 amino acids)
Source: RefSeq, a predicted model, not a curated record